Xenia sp. Carnegie-2017 is the source of this 2425-nucleotide messenger RNA. RefSeq names its product polypeptide N-acetylgalactosaminyltransferase 13-like. The record is from RefSeq and is a predicted model, not a curated record. NCBI's taxonomy places the organism in Eukaryota, Metazoa, Cnidaria, Anthozoa, Malacalcyonacea, Xeniidae. Gene Ontology annotation, cellular component: Golgi apparatus.
UGUACUUUAACACUCAUUAUUUACAAUAUUUAUGUAUCUUGAUGAAACAAACUAUUUCAUAAUUGUUUGAUUGCAACAUAUGAAAUUUAUUGAAAUGCUUUCGGAUUUAUGAAAGACAAUUGUGGUUUGUAGGCGUACCACAAUCUAUAAAUAAAGCCUUCCCAUGGCUUUUGUAUCGAGGCGACGUGUUAUGUUUUAUGGCAUUGUAUUUGUUUUUGCAUUAUGGUUAUUGUUAACGGUUGGAUUUUUCGUAAAUGAAAGGAACAGCGAUUCUUAUUACGAUAAUAUUGAUUUAAACUCAGUUGAACUCGAUCGAAAAUUGCGUGAAAAAAAGGGCUUUUCCAAUUAUCAAGGCAAUACGGCUCAUUAUGUGUAUGCUAACUAUGACAAGACUCCGCAUCGCAAUCCUAAUGAGCCAGGAGAGCUGGGUGUAGCUGUUUACGCUGACUCAUGGGAGAAAGAGAAAGAAAAUGAAGGCUAUACCCAGCAUUCUUUCAAUCGUCUUGUCAGUGACAAGAUCUCCUUGCAGCGCAAUCAGGAUUAUAGAAAUUCAAAAUGUCGAUGGAAGAAAUACCCACUGCAUCUUCCCAAGACAAGUGUAAUUAUUUGUUUUCACAAUGAAGCCUGGUCCACAUUACUAAGGACUGUUCACAGCGUGAUUAAUCGAUCUCCUCCCCAUUUGUUGGAAGAAAUCAUCUUAGUUGAUGAUGCAAGUUCAAGAGAUGAAGUGAAAGACAAGUUAGAUUCAUAUGUAAAAACUCUGGAAACUAAAGUAAACAUCAUUCGACUAAAACAACGUGAAGGUUUAAUCAGAGCCAGGUUGGCAGGGGCUGCUGCUGCAAAGGCCGAAGUCUUGACAUUUCUUGAUGCUCAUUGUGAAUGCAGUAUUGGCUGGCUUGAGCCUUUACUUUCUCGUAUUGCAGAAAAAGAGUCUAAUGUUGUAAUGCCAGUCAUUGAUGCAAUUGGUGACAAAGAUUUUAGAUACAAUGGUGUAGGUGAGCCUUUUCAACGUGGAAUUUUUCGUUGGAGGCUUGAAUUUGGAUGGAAACCGGUACCAGAUUAUGAAAUGCAACGAAGGAAAGAUGAAACGGAUGGUAUAAGAACUCCUGUUAUGGCUGGUGGUUUGUUUUCAAUAAGUAAACAGUAUUUUGAAGAUAUGGGCUCAUAUGAUACUGGAAUGGAUGUCUGGGGAGGCGAAAACUUGGAAAUUUCAUUUAGGAUAUGGAUGUGUGGUGGCAUCAUCGAAAUGUUGCCGUGUUCACGUGUUGGACACGUGUUUCGUCCAAAAUUUCCUUAUUCGUUUCCCGUUCGUCCGGGCUCUAGUAUUGAUCCUGUUAGCAAAAAUUUAAUGCGAGUAGCGGAUGUGUGGAUGGAUGAAUACAGUAAGCAUUUCUAUAACAUAAGACACGAUCUCAAGUCGAAGCAACACGACGACGUUAGCGAACGAGUGAAGCUUCGCCAAAGGCUGAAGUGUAAUUUCAAGUGGUACCUUGAAAAUGUUUAUAAAGAAUUGGCAAUUCCCGAUGCCAAUUUUCUAUUCUCCGGAGAGGUUCGUAAUCCACAAAGUAGCAUGUGUUUUGACACUCUUGGUAAACAUGAUGGUAACCCUCUUGGAUUGUAUGUAUGUCAUGGGCAAGGAGGGAAUCAGUACUUCACAUUAAACAGCAAGGGAGAAAUAAAAACGGAAGACAAUUGUUUGGAUUACAAUGGCUACGACUUAUAUCUAAGGGAAUGUGAUGGUUUGGAAGCGAAUCAAAAAUGGGAAUACAAGGAUUUGAAGAUUCGACAUAUUCGCCGUAAUGUUUGUCUUGAUCGUGGGAACAGUAAGGCGACACACAUCAAAGUUGUGCCGUGCGCAGAUAGUAACUCUCAAAUAUGGCAAUUUGGACAGGCUAGUUGAUAUAAAUAAAAUCCUGUGUCGUUCAUUGUGAAGUGCAUCACCAAAUUGUGGAGAUAGUGCAAAAUGUUCUUUUUCUUUCGUUAACGUCGAACGUUGAUAUGCAACUUGCAUGACACCAGAAGGGCUGUAUUAGUUAUGAUCUGAAUUAAGUAAUUGAACUAAUUUGGUUAGCUAGCGGCAUAAAAUGGAAAUAACUGUCUAGAAUUUACUAUUUUAUAUUUUACAUGUUUUCGCCUAUCUCUAUUCACAUGACAUUAACUAAUCUAGAUCAAGGUGAAUCUCCACUUGAAUAUUUCUGUUUCACCUUUUCUGGCUAACAAAAAUUAACAUUAAUGAAUAUUUCCUUAUAUGGUAAUAUUUUCAUAGAAUUCUGCAAGUACGUAAGUACGAAGCUUUUAUGGGAAUGUGAAACCAUCCAUUGCAUCCAUACAUGCGCACUGUUUCAUUUUCCAUCUCUUUUAACUGCAUUAUAUUGUAAUUGUAACUAAACUCUGACUUUGUUAAAUUCAUACAAUUUCUCUCCAA